Molecule: messenger RNA, 2213 nt
Organism: Aspergillus melleus
Lineage: Eukaryota; Fungi; Ascomycota; Eurotiomycetes; Eurotiales; Aspergillaceae
Gene: AMT1
Product: ammonium permease MEP2
Exons: 6
Coding region: 218-1645 (475 amino acids)
Biological process (GO): ammonium transmembrane transport
Cellular component (GO): plasma membrane
Molecular function (GO): ammonium channel activity
Source: RefSeq, a predicted model, not a curated record
UGUCACAUUGUUUAUCCCGUCAAUUCUUCCUUUCGACCUCUCCUGCAUAAAGUUCUGGGACCUCGCGCUAUUGGAUCCAUUCUUCCCAGCGCAGUAUUCAGUUCAGCAUACACGUCCGAUUCCAGGGGCAAAAAUUCGAAACGCAUAGAUAAACGCCUCCAGUGAUCCUAUCUGGAGAGCCCAGAAGUCCUGACACUGCUUUGUGGCAUACCACAUCAUGGCGGAAUACCCUGUCCCUUACAAUGGAACGGAGACUGGCACCGGGGGUGACUCCAUGACGGAAGAUCUCAAUAUCUGGUACAGUUCUGGUGACAUUGCUUGGGUUGUUACCUCGACAGCUCUUGUUCUGUUGAUGAUUCCCGGUGUUGGGUUCUUCUACUCCGGUCUCGCCCGUCGGAAGUCUGCACUGUCCCUAAUAUGGCUUUCCAUCAUGUCUGUCGGAGUCGUCUCCUUUCAAUGGUUCUUCUGGGGUUACUCGUUGGCCUUCUCUCACACAGCCGGAAAAUACAUCGGUGACCUCCAGAAUUUUGGAAUGAAAGGUGUUCUGGCUGCACCCUCGGUGGGCAGUGACAAGGUUCCCGAUCUCUUGUUCGCCGUUUUCCAAGGGAUGUUCGCCUGUAUUACAGUUGCUCUCGCUGUAGGCGCUGUCGCUGAACGUGGCCGUAUGCUUCCCUGCAUGGUCUUCAUUUUCAUCUGGACCACCAUCAUCUACGAUCCCCUCGCCUGCUGGACCUGGAAUUCGUCUGGUUGGGUUUUCAACUUGGGAGGAUUGGACUUCGCGGGUGGCACGCCAGUCCACAUUGCCUCUGGCUGUACCGCCCUCGCAUACUCCCUGAUGCUAGGCAAGCGUCGCGGACAUGGCACCCACGAGCUCAACUACCGUCCCCACAAUGUCACCCACGUCGUCAUCGGCACCGUCUUUCUCUGGGUUGGUUGGUUCGGUUUCAACGCCGGCUCUGCCCUAAGCGCCAACCUGCGGGCUGUGAUGGCUGCUGUUGUGACCAACCUUGCGGCCUCCGUGGGUGGUGUCACCUGGUGUCUGCUCGACUACCGCCUGGAACGCAAAUGGUCGACGGUAGGUUUCUGCUCCGGCGUGAUUGCCGGUCUGGUGGCUAUUACCCCAGGAUCUGGAUUCGUGACUCCCUGGGCGGCGUUCAUCUUCGGUGUCGUCGGCGCAGUCUCGUGCAAUUAUGCCACCAAGCUCAAGUACCUGAUCCGUGUUGACGACGCCCUGGAUAUCUUCGCUGUCCACGGUAUUGGCGGUCUCGUGGGAAACCUUUUGACCGGAUUAUUUGCCGCUGACUACAUCGCUCGUCUGGACGGAUCCACCGAGAUCGACGGCGGCUGGAUCAAUCACAACUACGUACAACUGGGCUACCAGCUCGCCGACUCCGUCUCCGGCAUGGCCUACUCGUUCUUCGGCAGCUGCAUCAUUCUCUUCGUCAUCAACCUCAUCCCCGGUCUCAGCUUGCGUGCUCCCGAGGAGGAUGAAAUCAUGGGCAUUGACGACGCCGAGAUUGGUGAAUUCGCCUACGACUAUGUCGAAAUCACCCGCGACGUCAUCAGCGCCCCGGGCAGUGAGAACGGAGACGCAGCUUCCAAGCGUACCGCGACACCUGUGGAGGGGAACGAGACCAAAGCCUAGAUUAGAUGUCUGAGCGAAUCAUCAUACCAAACUAGACCCAGUCCCCGGCCGGUGUCUAGGUCCGGGGGUGUGAUUGAUUGAUCGUUUUUUCCCCAUUCCUUCUCAGAUUUCUAUCUCUUCCUAUAUUCCUUAUUCUUAUAAUUUCCUUUCUUACAAUACCCCUUGACUGUACCUACUUUUAUUUCCUUUUUGUUCUAUAAUAGCUAUGUGAAUAUCAAUUCUUACUGACAUGAAUCCAUAUCUCGUUCCUCUUCUUUUCCAAUGAUACCUACCUCUCCUGUCGGCUGUUUGUUACGCACAUACUUACUCGAUACUCAAAGCACAAACUUCAUACGUAGACAUCGAGCCCUCUAUCUACCAUCAUCAAGUUAACGCUUGGUCCAAGAUACGACCAUUCCAUCGAUAUAUGGCUAAUGGACCAAGCAAGACCUUGGAGUCGUUCGAACAAUGGAUGCAGGGUACCUACCAUGUCUGUCUCAAUAAGUCUCUACCCGACAGAACCAAGGAUAUUCCUCGCGUAAGAUGUUAGCUCUAAGAAAGCAGCUAGUCGUCAAUUUACACAAGAACC